AUGUUCGUGCUACUGACUGGCAAACACGUGCACGACCUUAGAACCUGGGCGGACUGGUCUUCUACAUUCAACUGCCCCGUCUACAUGACCGAGGUCGACUCCGUCUGGGCCAAUAGGAAAGACACACCCUCGGCCACCCUGAAGUUGCUGAAAGAACCCAGCACCGAGCUCCUCCCAGGCCUCACGUCGUUGAUCUGCGGAGGUCAUUUCCCCGGCAGCCAGGUCCUGCACUCCCUCCCACCAAACACGCCGAUCCCGACGCUCUUCGUGGCCGACACCAUCUUCGCGGUGCAGUCGAGCCAUAAUCCCGACCCGGGGAAGCGGGGCGAUACCAUUUCAUACCAGUUUCUGUGGAGCAUUCCCAAUUUCAUCCCCUUGCCGCCGGACGAGGUGCUCAAGAUCUGGAAGGCCCUCAAACCGUUGGAGUUUAAAGCGACCUACGGGGUUAUGGCCAAGAUCACCAAUGUCUUUGAGAGACCUGGCCAGAGCCUGAGUCUGAAAGCUCGGGUGCUUCAGAGCGCAAAAAUCGCCGUCAAAGCGAUGGGGUAUUCUGACCACAGCAUCUUCGUCGAACAGUUGUGA
Molecule: messenger RNA, 582 nt
Organism: Cladophialophora psammophila CBS 110553
Lineage: Eukaryota; Fungi; Ascomycota; Eurotiomycetes; Chaetothyriales; Herpotrichiellaceae
Exons: 2
Coding region: 1-582 (193 amino acids)
Source: RefSeq, a predicted model, not a curated record